Molecule: messenger RNA, 2461 nt
Organism: Cuscuta campestris
Lineage: Eukaryota; Viridiplantae; Streptophyta; Magnoliopsida; Solanales; Convolvulaceae
Source: the annotation of a GenBank genome assembly
UCUCUAUCAAAAUUGUAUGAUGAAGAAAGUAUGGUGUACUUUAGAGUUUAGAUAUACCUUUGGGGUAUCUUGGUUUUGGAGGCUUGGAGCCCUAGCUUUCUGUUCAGGAGGCAUCUUCUUCUCUGAUUAGCCAUUUCCCGAGCACUCUAGUCCAGGACGUGAACUAUGGCCGGACGGCGAACGAGAUAAGUAAACCUCAACCGUUCAGCCUCGAUCAUGACUUCCUUCAAAGGAGCCUUAAGAUCGAAGCUAACCUCACUGCGCGCUUCUUCAUUGUUCUUCACAAGCAGAGCGAAUAAUGUCAGUGAGAACUCUCGAACCAUUCUCUCCCCUUUCGGAUGCCAUUUUUGUGCCCCAUUCUGCUCGCGUCCUCGCCAGAACAAUAGGGAGGUUUCUGACAUAGACUUGACCCAGUACCCUCCUGACAACAUUCGAAACUUCUCGAUUAUUGCCCAUGUUGAUCAUGGCAAAUCAACCCUUGCAGACCGUCUCUUGGAGCUCACCGGAACUAUCCGGAAAGGCCAUGGUCAACCUCAGUACCUGGAUAAGUUGCAGGUAGAAAGAGAAAGGGGAAUUACUGUUAAAGCUCAGACAGCAACGAUGUUCCAUCAUGGCAACUUCCGUGGAAGUGACACUGAUUUUUUGUUGAACUUGAUUGACACACCCGGGCAUGUGGAUUUUAGCUAUGAAGUAUCAAGAUCUUUGGCUGCGUGUCAAGGUGCUCUUCUUGUUGUAGAUGCAGCCCAAGGAGUGCAAGCACAGACUGUUGCAAAUUUCUAUCUCGCUUUUGAAUCAAACUUGGCAAUCAUUCCUGUCAUAAACAAAAUUGAUCAGCCAACAGCUGAUCCAGACCGUGUGAAAGCACAACUAAAAUCCAUGUUCGACCUUGACCCAAGUGAUGCACUGUUAACAUCUGCAAAAACUGGUCUUGGUCUAGAGCACAUUCUUCCGGCUGUCAUAGAGAGAAUACCGGCUCCUCCGGGAAAUAUAACUUCACCAUUGCGCAUGCUUUUGUUGGAUUCAUAUUACGAUGAGUACAGAGGAGUUAUCUGCCACGUGGCAAUUGUUGAUGGUGCUCUGCGUAAAGGUGAUAAAAUUUCAUCUGCUGCAACCUCCCAAACUUAUGAGGUUUUAGAUGUUGGUAUCAUGCACCCAGAACUAGUGCCCACAGGAGUUCUUCUAACUGGUCAAGUAGGAUACAUUGUUAGUGGCAUGCGUUCAACUAAAGAGGCUCGUGUUGGGGACACUCUUUAUCAUAGUCGGACCACUGUAGAGCCUCUUCCAGGUUUCAAACCUGCCAAACACAUGGUUUUUUCUGGUCUAUAUCCCGCCGAUGGGUCUGAUUUUGAGGCUCUCAGCCAUGCAAUAGAGCGAUUGACUUGCAAUGAUGCCAGUGUAUCUGUUGCUAAAGAAAGCAGCACAGCUCUAGGUCUGGGAUUCAGGUGUGGUUUCUUAGGUUUAUUUCACAUGGAUGUUUUUCAUCAACGUCUUGAGCAGGAACAUGGUGUGCACGUCAUUUCCACUGUUCCAACUGUUCCAUAUAUUUUUGAGUAUUCAGAUGGAAGCAAAAUAGAAGUUCAGAAUCCUGCAAACAUUCCUUCAAAUCCUAAACAGAGAUUAAUUUCUUGCUGGGAACCUACCGUAUUAGCCACAAUUAUUAUUCCUAGUGAAUUUGUGGGUCCUAUUAUAACUCUAUGUGCUGAACGUCGAGGGGAUCAACUGGAGUACUCAUUCAUUGAUAGUCAACGAGCGCUUAUGAAGUAUCGUCUACCAUUGAGGGAAAUUGUUGUCGACUUUUACAAUGAAUUGAAAAGCAUAACAUCGGGUUAUGCUACAUUUGAUUACGAGGAUGCUGACUAUCAGGCCUCUGAUUUAGUGAAACUUGAUAUCCUCUUAAACGGACAAUCAGUUGAUGCAAUGGCUACUAUUGUUCAUAAAUCAAAAGCACCACGCGUUGGCCGUGAACUUGUGGAUAAGCUGAAGAAGUUCAUAGACAGGCAAAUGUUCGAAAUUACCAUACAAGCUGCUAUUGGAUCAAAGGUUAUUGCCCGGGAAACGGUAUCGGCCAUGAGGAAAAAUGUCCUUGCGAAGUGUUAUGGUGGGGAUGUGACUAGAAAGAGGAAGCUAUUGGAGAAACAGAAAGAGGGGAAGAAGCGCAUGAAGCGUGUCGGCUCAGUUGAUAUUCCUCAAGAAGCUUUUCAUGAGCUACUCAAGGUCUCUUGAUUUUGAUUGAUCGUUCGCUCCCUUGAUCAAAACUUUCACUUGUUAUGGCUGAAAGAAUGUUUUGUAGUGAAGGGCAACAAUGGAUUAGCAGGAAAUGAGCUUCAAACAGCAUUGGCAUUGGCUCAUUUCUGUAUUGAGAUUUGAUAAGAAACUGUUUUUUUGUUGUUGCACAUGUGUUUUUCUUCAUUACAUGACAUAUUUCUCCAUUCUAAGAGUAAUGCGCAUGUGGAGUACGUAU